This is a messenger RNA of Urocitellus parryii (Arctic ground squirrel), 758 nucleotides long. RefSeq names its product 6-pyruvoyltetrahydropterin synthase (gene Pts). The record is from RefSeq and is a predicted model, not a curated record. NCBI's taxonomy places the organism in Eukaryota, Metazoa, Chordata, Mammalia, Rodentia, Sciuridae. Gene Ontology annotation, biological process: tetrahydrobiopterin biosynthetic process. Gene Ontology annotation, molecular function: 6-pyruvoyltetrahydropterin synthase activity. Gene Ontology annotation, cellular component: mitochondrion.
GCAAGCUGGCACUGCGCAGCCGCUGCGGGCGGAAAGACWAGACGCAGGCCGCCCGGUGCGGGGCCGAAGACCAUGAGCAUGGCGGUCCCGGGCGGUGGCCGCCGGGCGCGAGUGUCCCGCCUAGUCUCCUUCAGCGCGAGCCACCGGCUGCACAGCAAAUCUUUGAGUGAUGAGGAAAACUUGAAACUGUUUGGGAAAUGCAAUAAUCCGAAUGGCCAUGGGCACAAUUAUAAAGUUGAGGUGACAGUAUGUGGAGAGAUCGAUCCUGUUACAGGAAUGGUUAUGAAUUUGACUGACCUCAAAAAAUAUAUGGAGGAGGCGAUCAUGAAGCCCCUUGAUCACAAGAAUCUGGAUCUAGAUGUACCAUAUUUUGCAGAUGUUGUAAGCACGACAGAAAAUGUAGCUGUAUAUAUCUGGGAAAACCUCCAGAAAUUUCUUCCUGUGGGAGUUCUUUAUAAAGUAAAAGUGCAUGAAACUGACAAUAAUAUUGUAGUCUAUAAAGGAGAAUAGUUCUUAGGGAUUAACACUGUGGAAAGACUAAUUUCCUUCCACAUUUAAAAAAGAUCUUUAUCCUCUUGGAAUAUUAAGUAGUCACCACAUAAUUGUUGUACUACAUUGUGUUCUGAAGUGCCUGAUUUAUUGAAAUCAUUAUAAGACCUGUUGUGAAUUUAAAUCUAUUUUAAAAUAAAGCUUGUAAUGUAUCCUGAAUAUCAUUUAGAGAGUCCUUUAUCUAUAGAUUAAAAGUCACUUUAUUUUCA